GCCCCGCCCUCUCGGGGACACCGCGCCCGCCCGCCCGCCCGGCCGGCUCGCGCGGGAGCGCGGGGCCGGGAAACUUUGCCUUCCAUUGUGGUGUGCGAUCCUCGCGGGCGGAGGAGAGGAGCGUGUCCGUGGAGGAAAAAUGUCCUUCUUCAAUUUCCGUAAGAUCUUCAAGUUGGGCAGCGAGAAGAAGAAGAAGCAGUACGAGCACGUCAAGCGGGACCUGAACCCCGAGGAGUUUUGGGAGAUCAUAGGUGAACUGGGCGACGGAGCGUUCGGCAAAGUGUACAAGGCCCAGAAUAAAGAGACCAAUGUUUUAGCAGCUGCAAAGGUGAUUGACACCAAAUCUGAGGAAGAACUUGAAGAUUACAUGGUUGAGAUUGAUAUAUUAGCAUCUUGUGAUCACCCAAAUAUAGUCAAGCUUCUAGAUGCUUUCUAUUAUGAGAACAACCUUUGGAUCCUCAUUGAAUUUUGUGCAGGUGGAGCAGUAGAUGCUGUGAUGCUUGAACUGGAGAGACCUUUGACUGAGUCUCAAAUACAAGUAGUUUGCAAGCAGACUCUGGAGGCACUGAGUUAUUUACAUGAUAAUAAAAUCAUCCACAGAGACCUAAAAGCUGGCAACAUCCUCUUUACCUUAGAUGGAGACAUUAAGUUGGCCGAUUUUGGAGUGUCAGCUAAAAACACAAGGACAAUUCAAAGGAGGGAUUCCUUUAUUGGCACACCAUAUUGGAUGGCUCCAGAAGUGGUCAUGUGUGAGACAUCAAAGGACAGACCAUAUGACUACAAAGCUGAUGUUUGGUCCCUGGGCAUCACUUUAAUAGAAAUGGCUGAGAUAGAACCACCUCAUCACGAGUUAAAUCCAAUGCGAGUGCUGCUAAAAAUAGCAAAAUCCGAACCCCCUACAUUAGCACAGCCGUCAAGAUGGUCUUCAAAUUUUAAGGACUUUCUGAAGAAAUGCUUAGAAAAGAAUGUGGAUGCCAGGUGGACUACAUCUCAGCUACUACAGCAUCCCUUUGUGACUAUUGAUUCCAAUAAACCAAUUCGAGAACUGAUUGCAGAGGCAAAGGCUGAGGUAACAGAAGAAGUUGAAGAUGGCAAAGAGGAAGAUGAUGAUGAGGAAAUAGAAAAUUCUCUGCCGAUACCUACAAAUAAGCGUGCCUCCUCUGACCUCAGUAUUGCCAGCUCUGAGGAAGAUAAACUUUCGCAGAAUGCUUGUAUUUUGGAGUCUGUCUCAGAAAAAACAGAACACAGUGCUUCUGAGGAUAACUCAAGUAGCAAAGUUGUUAACGAAAAACCUUGCACUGAUGAGCCAGAAAAAACCGUGGAGGGUAUUGAGGAACAUGUGAGGGACACACAGGCAGGGGAUGUGACCGAGGGCCCUGACAGAGCGGCAGAACCCCGGGAGGAUGGCAGAAGGGAGAAGAGACCCAAGCUUGAUGGUCUGCCUGACGCAGAAGACCAAGAAAUGCUAGCUAUGAGUUCAGUCAGUGAAGGAAAAGAGAGUAAUGGGAUCACUUUAGAAACAAAUAUUAAACAUAAUUUGAAACCUGAGGAAGAGAGGGAUCAGGAAAAGCAACCACUGCUUGAAAAUAAACUUGUAAAAUCCGAAGAUAGUAAGGAUACCACUACUCAUACAAUUGAUUUAGUAUCUCAAGAGACUGGAGAAAAAGAGGUAGAUAUUCAUGUAAUUGACAGUGAAGUUGUACAUGCAAAGGAAGACACACAUGAGAAACUGGGAAAAGAUGGCAAAACAGAGGAAAAUGUGAUCAAUGAUGCAAAUGAUGUGGUGGGAAAAAGUCAAGAAAUAGAUGUUGCUCAGAAGACAGUUGAAAGCAGCACUGAGGGCGAACAGAGUGAGGAUGUGAAGGAAGCGGGUGAAGGAGCGCAGAAAUUCGUAAGGAAGGCCCCGGAGGGUCCUACAGCUAGUGGCACAGAAGAUGUUUCUCCUGUUACAGAAAUCACAGAGACUAACGGUGUAGAUCACAAAUUUGUGGAAAAUAAACAUGAGAAACAGUUGCCCAUCAAUUCAGAGCACUUGUUAGACACCAGUGGGAAACCAGAGACAAAUGCAGUUGAGGAAGCCACCGAGUCAAGCGGCACUGAAGCAACAGAGGUGAGAAGUGCAGCGACGGGCACCGGCGAGGAGGCUGUCGGGGGUGACACUCGGGGUGCUCACGGAGCUGUUCCUCCCACGGAUGCAGAGAAGGAAGAAGCCCCACAGGACGUGCCAAGGGCCGCGGAGCCCCACGUUCCUCCAGCUUCACAGCUCAGUGAGCCUCAGCCUGUUCCCGUUCCCAGUAUUAGCAUCAACUCUGAAGAUGCAGAGAAUAAAGGAGAAGCAGGUGCUUUAUCAAAAACUGAAACCGUACUGCUGCCAGAAUCUGAGAAUCAGAAGGAAAAUGAUACUGAUUCAGGAACUGGUUCCACUGCUGAUAAUAGCAGCAUUGACUUGAAUUUAUCCAUCUCUAGCUUCCUAAGUAAAACUAAGGACAACGGGUCGAUGUCUUUGCAAGAAACAAGAAGACAGAAGAAAACACUGAAGAAAACACGCAAAUUUAUUGUUGAUGGUGUAGAAGUGAGUGUUACAACGUCAAAGAUAGUUACAGAUAGUGAUUCUAAAACAGAAGAAUUGAGGUUUCUUAGACGUCAGGAGCUUCGAGAAUUAAGAUUUCUUCAGAAAGAGGAGCAAAGAGCUCAACAGCAACUCAAUGGCAAACUACAGCAACAGCGAGAACAAAUUUUCCGGCGCUUUGAGCAAGAAAUGAUGAAUAAAAAGCGACAAUAUGACCAAGAAAUUGAGAAUCUAGAAAAGCAGCAGAAACAGACUAUUGAACGACUCGAACAAGAGCACACAAAUCGCUUGCGAGAUGAAGCCAAACGCAUCAAAGGAGAGCAAGAAAAGGAGCUGUCCAAAUUUCAGAAUAUAUUGAAGAAUCGAAAGAAGGAGGUUUUAAAUGAAGUGGAGAAAGCACCCAAAGAUCUGAGAAAAGAGCUCCUGAAACGCAGGAAAGAGGAGCUUGCACAAAGCCAGCAUGUUCAGGAGCAAGAUUUUGUUCAGAAGCAACAGCAAGAAUUAGAUGGCUCUCUGAAAAAGAUCAUCCAGCAGCAGAAGGCAGAAUUGGCCAACAUUGAGAGGGAGUGCCUGAACAACAAACAGCAGCUCAUGAGAGCUCGAGAAGCUGCAGUUUGGGAGCUUGAAGAGAGGCACCUGCAAGAAAAACACCAGCUGCUCAAGCAGCAACUUAAAGACCAGUACUUCAUGCAGCGGCAUCAGCUACUUAAGCGCCAUGAGAAGGAAACAGAGCAGAUGCAGCGUUACAAUCAGCGGCUCAUUGAAGAACUGAAAAACCGACAAACUCAGGAGAGAGCGAGGCUGCCCAAGAUCCAGCGCAGUGAAGCCAAGACUCGCAUGGCCAUGUUUAAGAAGAGUUUGAGAAUCAACUCAACAGCCACACCCGAUCAGGACCGUGACAAAAUUAAGCAGUUUGCUGCACAAGAGGAAAAGAGGCAGAAAAAUGAGAGAAUGGCACAGCAUCAGAAACAUGAAAAUCAAAUGCGGGAUCUUCAGCUGCAGUGCGAAGCCAACGUCAGAGAGCUGCAUCAGCUGCAGAAUGAAAAAUGCCACCUGUUGGUUGAACACGAGACUCAGAAACUCAAGGAGUUAGAUGAAGAGCACAGCCAAGAAUUGAAGGAGUGGAGGGAGAGACUGCGGCCUCGGAAAAAGACACUAGAAGAAGAGUUUGCCAGGAAACUGCAAGAACAGGAAGUGUUCUUUAAAAUGACUGGAGAGUCGGAAUGCCUUAACCCGUCCACACAGAGCCGGAUUUCCAAAUUCUAUCCUAUUCCUAGCUUGCAUUCUACUGGAUCAUAACAGUGGAAAUACUCUGUUGGGUUUGGCCUUUAAGAUAUGUUAUUCUGUUCUCUUCAUCUUCUGCCACAGUCUGUAUCAAAUAGCUCACAAAGACAAUCACCUGACUCACCUUCUAGGUGUUUUUUUUGUU
This is a messenger RNA of Octodon degus (degu), 3998 nucleotides long. RefSeq names its product STE20 like kinase (gene Slk). Gene Ontology annotation, molecular function: protein binding; ATP binding; protein serine/threonine kinase activity. The coding region runs from base 140 to 3868 and encodes 1242 amino acids. The transcript is spliced from 19 exons. Gene Ontology annotation, biological process: protein phosphorylation. The record is from RefSeq and is a predicted model, not a curated record. NCBI's taxonomy places the organism in Eukaryota, Metazoa, Chordata, Mammalia, Rodentia, Octodontidae.